This is a messenger RNA of Leptopilina heterotoma, 2705 nucleotides long. RefSeq names its product myotubularin-related protein 10-B. Lineage: Eukaryota; Metazoa; Arthropoda; Insecta; Hymenoptera; Figitidae. Bases 473 to 2440 code for a protein of 655 amino acids. The transcript has 10 exons. The record is from RefSeq and is a predicted model, not a curated record.
AUUAAAGGGAAAAAUGUCGCAGACUUCACGUGUUUAGUUUUUUCCCAUCAAGUGACAAAAACAAUUAUAACUAAUAACUAAUAAGUAAAGUAUUUCUUAAUUUAGUAAUUAGUAUUAAUGGAUUUGAUUUUUGACUAAUUUUCAAAUAAUCCUGUGAAUUUUUCUGAUUGUUAUAAGUGAAUGAAGAUUAUAUUAGUCAUUUUUUAGUCGCGCUCAUUAAAAAUGCGACUAAAAUGAAGGUUUUUAAUUUAAUUAACAGUGUUAUUAUAAUUUUGCAAUCGUCAUGAUAGUGCAUUAGUGUUUAUCGUUGAAUUUUAUAUUAGUAAAUUAUUUUAUCUCCUGAAAAUCGAUGUAGUCGUAAAAAGGUUAUCAAAGGGAAAAUUCUAUAAUUAUAAUUAUAGUUGAAAAAAAAGUUGUUAUAUAUUUUUGUAAAUUACAAAGACUGAUAGGAAUUUAAAAGAGUUUUCCAAUCAUGGAGAAUAAAAGUUCACACAAUUUCAUAAGUUAUGUAGGUUUAGAGGAACAUGAAAUGGAGAAUCUUGGAUCGAGUCGACGAAAUUCAUUGAACGAGAAUAAUAUAAAAUUACUACCUGGAGAAUCAAUUGCUGCGAGUGCAAAAAAUGUGUUAAUGUUUUCACCAGUUGGCGAUUUUAAAAAAGGCAUUUCCGGAGUUCUUGUUGUUACUAAUUUUAAAUUAACGUUUCUCACUACUGAACAUGCGAACGGAGAAGAUUCUGUGUAUCAACAAAAUAAUCUUUAUGGAUUUAUGGAUACUUGCUUGUCAAAUAUAGACGCUAUUUAUUUAAUAAUGGGUGAUAAAAAGAGAAGACUCAUUCCAAGGAACAUUGUCUCUUCGAAAAUAAAAGGAAAAAUAUUUAUUGUUUGCAAGAAUUUCAGAACUUGGUCGUUUUCGUUUAAAUUCUCAUCUCCAGAUCAUGGUCAGAAAGUUGUAAACGCUCUUUUACAUCACGCAUUCCCAAGCAGACAUCAAUUGUUAUUUGCUUAUGAUUACAAGGAAAAGUAUUACUGCAGUGUUGACAAAGGUGUUUGUUUCUUUCGAGAAAAAUCCGAUUGGGAAAAUGAAUUGGAACGUGUACUGCAUAAAAGUAGUAAUUUAAAGAGAGGUUGGAGAUUAUCCACGGCCAACGAACAGUUUCAAUUGUCAUCUAGUUUACCAGAAUAUAUAAUUGUACCUUCGUCCGUAACUGAUAGUCAACUAAUAAAUGCAGCUCAUCAUUUUCAAGAUAACCGUCCACCCGUCUGGUCAUGGUCAAAUGACCGGGGCGCUGCUUUAGUGAAAAUGGCCGAAUUAUCGCCAACAAUCACUGAACGAACGCAGGAAAAUAUAAUGCUUGAAAAUAUACGAAAAAGCCAUCCACGAACAAUACAACCAAUUGUCAUUGAACUUAACAAGGAAGUUAAUGUUAAAUUUAUUGCAAAUAGUUUUUUGAAAUUCGUCGCCUUGUGUUCGCCAGAAAACAUUAGGCAGUUUUGGAUUCAGGACAAUAAUUUUUAUUCGCUUCUGGAAACCACAAAGUGGCUUAAGUACGUGUCGUACUGUUUACAAAAGGCUGUUGAAACUAGUAUUCAUUUAAACGAAGGAGAAUCGGUUAUUUUACAAGAGGCUAGUGGUCGAGAUGUGUGCUGUAUUGUUUCGUGCUUAGCGCAAUUAUUAUUAGAUCCAUUCUUCAGAACAAUAAAUGGUUUUCAGUCCCUUGUGCAGAAAGAAUGGAUUGCAGCUGGACAUCCAUUUUGCGAUAGAUUGGGUUACAUAAUUAAUGAAGAUUCUGAAAAGUCGCCCUUAUUUCUUCUAUUUUUGGACUGCGUUUGGCAAUUGUGUCAACAAUUUCCCACUGAAUUCGAAUUCACGGAAACUUAUUUAACAACACUCUGGGACACCGUACACGUUUCGAUUUUCGACACUUUCAUAUUCAAUUGCGAAAGAGAUCGAAUUCGUGCAGCUCAAGAUCGAAAUUUCCCUCUUGUUUUACGAAGUGUUUGGGAUUGGCGGGAACAAUUCAGCGAGCAGGAUAUUCUUCUCUUUUCUAAUCCACUAUUUAAAAAUGAUGGAACAAGAGAAAACGAUGAGAGAUCGCAUAUUAAACCACAGUUUAGUAUUUCGAAUUUAGAAUUAUGGUCGCAAUGUUAUUUCCGAUGGAUUCCACCAUUAGAAAUACAUAAUGGUGGUAAAAAUCAUGUUGAAUUACACGCGCGUUUAGUUCAAAAUGAUAUUGUCCAAUUGAAAAUUAAUGCCAAUGGAAAUUGUGAAUCUCCCGUUGAAAAAAUAACGUCCUACAUUGUGCAUAUGAAUAUCGACAGCUUUUAUCCGUUUAGCAAUAGAAAUUCUGGGAACACCGUGAGUACACCAAUUAUGAAUAAUUCGUUACUUAUGAAUGAAAAUUUAUUAGACACCCAAAGUCUCAUGACGGCGUCCGAUUGAAGUUUUCUUUUUUUUUACUCCUACGAAAAGUAAUUAAUAAAAAUACAUUUUUUUUUAUUAUUGAGAUACGUCGGGCGUCGAUUAUAUUCUCUGAAUUUGUAGAAUUUUUUUUUCUUUUCAUAGACAAUUUUAAGUAAUAACCAAAUAACAAUUUACUGCGUCUGCAUUUUAACAAAAUGGUAAAUAAUUAGUAAAUAUUUAUUUACCAAUUUCUUUUUAACUCUACUUGAAUUAAAAUAAAAGUAAAGUCUCUAUUUUGUUAAAA